This is a messenger RNA of Rhizoctonia solani, 4068 nucleotides long. RefSeq lists its product as uncharacterized. NCBI's taxonomy places the organism in Eukaryota, Fungi, Basidiomycota, Agaricomycetes, Cantharellales, Ceratobasidiaceae. The record is from RefSeq and is a predicted model, not a curated record. Gene Ontology annotation, cellular component: plasma membrane; NADPH oxidase complex. Gene Ontology annotation, molecular function: superoxide-generating NAD(P)H oxidase activity. The coding region runs from base 1 to 4068 and encodes 1355 amino acids. The transcript has 21 exons. Gene Ontology annotation, biological process: superoxide anion generation; defense response.
AUGGCGUUUGAGUACCGCCUUGCACUCCGCACGAGUUAUAAAGAUCAUGUUCUUGCAGUCAGGCAUGAGCCUGAUAGCAUAUAUGUGAUUGCGUCUCUUAGAAGCUCAAAGCUUGACAAGCUUAUGAACGACAAAGACGCCGAGUUCAACAUAACUCCAUAUUUUGUAUUGGAAAACAAUACGUUAUCAUUUGACCCAAGUGGCAAGAAGGCUGAUCACCCCAAAUUAUGUUUCAAGGAAGCAUACAUGUUGUCAGCUCCGGGAACACGGUCUGGCCCCACAGACAAUUCUAAAUAUCCAUCGCGGACCUUGGCAGUGAAGGUUGAAGUAGAAGAGAAGCCUUACGAGGUAACAGUCACACUCGAUAAUCAUCUAGAUGUUAUCGAAGAUUACGAUCCUGUGUCGCGCCAAUUCACUCCUCGGCUGGGACUGAAGCGGAAAUCCUCGAAGGUGGAGCACCCUUCGUUUGAACCUACGUCUAUGCUGUUCUUACCCGUGACUUCGCUUCAGCGUUCUAUUAUAUUAUGCUUCGAUGGCACUUCGAAUCAUUUCAGUAAUCAGAAUACGAAUAUAAUUAAAUUGGUCGAGCUUUUAAAGAAGGACGAAGAAUCGGAACAAAUGGUAUACUAUCAACCUGGUGUAGGAACUUAUCAACCACCAGGACUGUUUACUGGCGUCACUUUGACGGUCGCUGCGAAGCUUGACGAAGGGGUCGCAUUCUACCUUUAUCAACAUAUUAUUGACGGUUACAAAUACAUAAUGGAGACCUAUAGAGCUGGUGAUGAGAUCAAUAUUUUUGGAUUUUCUCGAGGUGCAUAUACGGCACGCGCCCUUGCUGGAAUGCUAUACUCGGUGGGAUUGCUCCCAAGACAUAACAUGGAGCAAGUGCCUUUCGCAUAUGAGGUAUACGCAAAGGGGAAGGGGCUUAAUACGGAACCAACUACGGAAGAAAGUAAACACCAAAAUGAUAUCGACGAUAAUGAUUCAAGCUCUACAAUUAGGCGAAUCUUAAACAGGGUGUGGGAAGCACCUGGCCCGCAGAGAACAGUUCCACCUGCAACUGCUAGAGAAUAUGUUGUCGGAGCUGUUGACCCCAACCAAGAGGAGGAAAGUAGCACUCUAAGUGUCUACAACAGUGCUCAUGCAAAGAACGUUGACCCAAGACGCUUCAAGAUGGUUUUUUGUACUCCGAUCGAAAUCGAGUUUCUAGGCGUAUGGGACACGGUAGGGAGUGUUGGCCUUGCCAGAAGGAAAACUUUGCCUUUUAUCGAGUACAAUCCGGGAGUAGUUCACUUCAGGCAAGCUCUAGCACUGGACGAAACUCGAGGGAACUUUAUACCUAGCGUCUGGGAUCAUUUGCCUCCCCGACCGAAGCGUUCCGCUGUAGAAGUAUGGUUCAAAGGAGGGCAUUCUGACGUAGGGGGAGGAGCGCCAUUAACCACAAGUGCUCGCCGACAUUUCUCUCUUAAUAUGAUAUUGGGAGUCUAUUCGACUUUCCAAAAGUGGGUUUUCGGCAAAGUAGAUGGUCCCAACGACAAAAGGCCACCAGGUAUAAAUCGACUUUCUGACUUGAGCAAUAUCUCAUUACGUUGGAUGGUAAACGAAUGCCUCGCCAGGCACGAUGUUCGAGUGCUAUUUGAUCCGUUUGCGCUGCAUUGUUAUCGUAGGGCUCGGAUUCUUGAACGACAUCCAACGGACGGUCGCCCAGAGUGCGAACCCUCGUCCGAAGAUAUUCAAAGGGACAGGCAAAUACUGGACGAGUACGACAGUAGACCUAAGCCUUAUAAAUCGCUGAACAUUAGUCCACUCUUCUGGUGGGCCUUGGAGUUGCUUCCCGUACCAAAAUUGUCUCAAGGAGGAACUGAUUUCUCUUGUCCCAAGACAGUAUACCGUCCGAACUUAGGGAAAGAGAGAUCCAUCAAUAUUCACCCCGUUGGCCAACUGCACAAUGCGAUUCGAAUACAUUAUUCCGCGUUCAAACAAAUAAAGGACGCUGGUUACCAGCCUGAGGCGAAAUGGUACAAGCUCGUAAAUGAGAUCUCUCUCUCCUCGCUCUUUGCCUUGCUUUGCUUUCAUACCGCUGGUCGGUCCCUCAAGUAUAUUCGUCUAGUAGCAGCAAACGGCAUCAUGAAUCGCACCGAUGGUCUGGACUUUGCAGACCGUGAUCCGACGGUAGAAUCCCAUCCCGAUGUCCCGCGUUCCAAUCUCCAGCGCAACAAGACUGAGCGGGGACGAUUGCAAGGACUCAUGCGUAUCAACUCGAGCACUGGGAUCCCCACCAUUUCAAUGAAGAACUCGCAAUCUGGGGUCUUUGCCGCAUGGAAAGAAAAGUGGGACCACUGGAUGGUCAACGACGGUGGUCGCCAGCUCUUUUUCGGCGUCGUCAUCAUUCUCCAUCUCCUCGUCUUUGGUUUGGGUUUCGUCCACUACGAUCUCAAGGACAACUCCGUUGGCGCACGUGCCUUGUUUGGCAUCACUUUUCCGAUCGCCAGAACGGCUGCGCUAGUGUUGCACGUCGACGCAGCACUCAUCCUUCUCCCCGUAUGCCGAAACUUCAUCUCCCUCCUCCGUAUCUCUCCUCUUGGCGAUAUCAUUCCCUUUGACAAGAACAUCACCUUCCACAAGGCCACUGCAUGGUCCAUCGUGUUCUUCACCGUCAUCCAUAUCCUCGCCCACAUGGUCAACUUUACCCGUCUCGGCCUGACUCAGACUAAACAAAUCGGCCCUCUCUUGGUUCUGUUCCUGCAAGCAAACUUUGCCACUGGCCCCGGUAUCACCGGAUGGAUCAUGACCGCCGCACUGGGAAUCAUGGUCUGGUUCGCAAUGGAGAAACGCAGGCGUGCCCACUUUGAGCGCUUCUGGUACUCUCACCAUUUGUUCAUUGUAUUCUUCAUCAACUGGCAGCUCCACGGCAUGUUCUGCAUGAUCAAGCCCGACCGUCCCCCGUACUGCAGCUUUAACACCAUUGGUGUCUUCUGGCGCUACUGGCUCGUCGGGGGUGUUAUCUUUAUCUACGAGCGUAUCUUGCGUGAAGUCCGCUCCCGCCAUCGUACCUACAUCUCCAAGGUCAUCCAGCACCCGAGCAAGGUCAUGGAGGUCCAGAUCAAAAAGGAGAAAACUACCACUCGUGCCGGACAAUACAUCUUCCUUAACUGCCCUGAGGUGUCUUACUUCCAAUGGCAUCCCUUUACUCUCACAUCCGCUCCCGAAGAGGAUUACAUUUCAGUUCACAUUCGUGUAGUCGGAGAUUUCACUACUGCCUUUUCGAAAGCGCUCGGAUGCGACUUUGACUCGAAGCCCGACAAGGGUGGCGAAAAGUCCAAGGUUGUGGGUACCCAGGCCAACCCACCAAUCAACCGAGUUCUUCCACGUGUCAUGGUCGAUGGUCCGUUUGGUAGUGCUAGCGAGGACUUCUUAAAGGUCAGUCGAAUUGAAUUCUUGGGUGGUGAUCGAUACGAGCGAGGGUCCAAUCGGGUGUUUGAGAGCAAUUCACCACGAUGGAUCGAUCGCUCGGCCACCCCCGCACGUCCGAGAACCAAGACUGACGAUGCAUUUCUGCAGUUCGAAACUGUCCUGCUCGUCGGUGCCGGUAUCGGAGUUACACCAUUCGCGUCGAUUCUCAAGUCGAUCUGGUACCGGAUGAACAAUUUCAACGAUUCCAAACCCACUAGGUUGAGCAAGGUGUACUUUACCUGGGUCAUCCGUGAUUUCGGUACUGCCGAGUGGUUCCAUUCGUUGUUGCACGCGAUCGAAGAACAGGAUACCCAGAACCGAAUCGAGAUUUCGAUUUAUCUUACUGCCAAGAUCAAAGAAGACGACAUGAACAACAUUCUCGUCCAAGACGUCGGCGCCGAACGCGACGCCAUCACCUCGCUACGCGCCCCGACCCAUUUCGGCCGUCCGAACUGGGACCGAGUCUUUUCGAGCAUCGGCCAAAAGCACCCCGAGACGGACGUGGGAGUCUUCUUUUGCGGUCCGGCAGUGCUGAGCAAGACACUAAAGCAAAUGUCGAACAAGUACACCCAGCCCAAGGGCACGCGGUUCUUCUUUGGCAAGGAAAACUUCUAG